This is a messenger RNA of Oryzias melastigma (Indian medaka), 4191 nucleotides long. It is a transcript of the gene mtf1, whose product is annotated as metal-regulatory transcription factor 1. Gene Ontology annotation, cellular component: nucleus. The record is from RefSeq and is a predicted model, not a curated record. The transcript has 11 exons. Lineage: Eukaryota; Metazoa; Chordata; Actinopteri; Beloniformes; Adrianichthyidae. Bases 161 to 2521 code for a protein of 786 amino acids. Gene Ontology annotation, molecular function: RNA polymerase II cis-regulatory region sequence-specific DNA binding; DNA-binding transcription activator activity, RNA polymerase II-specific. Gene Ontology annotation, biological process: central nervous system development; positive regulation of transcription by RNA polymerase II.
UCAUCACGAAUCCCCGUGACGUAGUAUGGUAACAGUGCAGGGGGGAGAGAGGAAGAAAGUACCAUCAUUUUGAGAAUUAGCGAAAGGGUUACAUUUUGAAAAGGUUAAGUUGACUGCGUGUGCACUCCUCCUUUCUGAGGAAGCUGAGGCUCUGGGGACCAUGAGUGGGAAUGGCCCUCAUACAGAGGUGCCGAUGUACUUCGAGGUGGACGUUGAUCCCCUGGAGGAGGGAGAUGAACAAGACACUAAGAUCCACUUCGAGAAAGACGAUGAUCUGAUUCCUGAACCUUCAUCCUCCUCCGGUCGGGUCUACGACCGCACCACGGUGCUGAUCGAGCGGGACCCGAUUCGGUUGGAUGAGGAGGGCGAAGAAGAGGGUCACUGUGGAGGAGAUGAGGAUGGAGUCACCUUCCUCACUGAAGGGGAGGGUGAUGGAGAUGAGGAGGACGGCUCUUUGGGCUUUAUGGGCGACGCUGACGGGAUGUCACAGGGUUAUGUUCACCAUACGAUCUCGCCGGAUCAGAUCCAGUUCACAAUAAAUCCAGGUUCCACACCAAUGCCGCGCAACAUAGAGGGGGCCACGCUCACUUUACACUCCGAGUGUCCAGAGACUAAGCAGAGAGAGGUAAAGCGGUACCAGUGCACAUUUGAAGGCUGCCCAAGGACUUACAGCACAGCAGGAAAUCUGCGGACACAUCAGAAGACACACCGGGGCGAGUACACCUUUGUGUGCAAUCAGCAGGGCUGCGGGAAGGCCUUCCUCACCUCGUACAGUCUCAAGAUCCACGUCCGCGUUCACACCAAGGAGAAACCUUUUGAGUGUGAUGUGCAAGGCUGUGAAAAAGCAUUUAACACGCUGUACAGGCUAAAAGCACACCAGAGACUCCACACAGGCAAGACGUUCAACUGUGAAACAGAGGGAUGCACAAAGUACUUCACCACGCUCAGCGACCUGAGGAAGCACAUUCGCACACACACGGGGGAGAAGCCAUUUCGGUGUGAUCAUGAUGGAUGUGGCAAAGCCUUCGCGGCAAGCCAUCAUCUAAAAACGCACGUACGGACACACACGGGGGAGAAACCAUUUAACUGCCCCAGCGAUGGCUGUGAGAAGACGUUCAGCAGCCAGUACAGCUUAAAGAGUCACAUCCGAGGCCAUGACAAAGGGCAGCCUUUCAGUGUCACCCUGACCCAUCCACACUCGGAAGAUGCAAAUCAUUCAUUGUGCCUCAGUGACCUGAGCUUGAUCUCUACAGAUCCAGAGCUUAGAGAGAACAUUAGUAAUUCUCAGAAUCUGGACCUCAGUAAUGUGACCCAGGGGAAAAUCUUGGAAUUCAUCUUCCAGAGUCCUGAAAACAGCGUCAGUCAAGAUGAAGGCCCCCCCAAUGAGAGACUGGCGGAGCCGUUUAGUCAAGAAGCUCAACAAGGAGUGACAGAAGCUUCCUCUAUCAUCUCUUUUUCUGUCAAUCCUACGUCCUCAUCUUCCUGCUCCCACAAUGCAGCUGUCAUGGAGUCUUCCUCGCAGCAUUGUCAGAGCUUUUCUUCUCAGACUUCCACCGUCAGCGCUGCUGUCAGCUCGACGCAGCCUCCCCCUUUCACACAACUGAGUGGGCCUCAGCAGAUCUCCGAUGUGCCUCAGGCUUCCAACAGUGUUACACCCCAGCACUAUGUGGCGCUGCAACCCACAUUCCUGCACUCGGAAGGCGACGCACAAAGCGGCGUUCCUUCUCCAGCCGUUCCUGCGCUGGCCUCCACACAGCCGGGUGCCGUCGCAGCGCCCCCAGCCGAGGGUCUGGUCCCUCCUGCUGUCACUAACAGCGGUCCCAGCCUGGCUCCGCCUCCCGCCACCAUAACGAUAGCGUCGACCCCGAACCUGCUUCAGCCCAGCCUGGUCAUGUCUGACCAAAACCUACAGUGGAUUCUGAGCAGUGCUGCCAACAGUCAGCAGAACCUCGAGCAAGCACCCCAACAAGGAACUCCAAAAGUUGAAAAGGUUUUCUUCACUACAGCCAUACCAGUGGGAGGAAACGCUGGCAGUUCAGUCCAGCAGAUUGGCCUCAGCCUGCCAGUCAUCAUCAUCAAACAGGAGGAAUCGUGUCAGUGCCAAUGUGCCUGCAGAGAUUCUGCUAAAGACAAGAACGCAAAGAGUGCCUCCUCCUCCACCACCUCGGCUCCAGCGCAACCGCCGCUGCCGCCGCAAUUGUCUGAUCCCCCUCCCUCGCUGGCGUCCGGGCCUUCAAACCAACCCGCCGCGUCAUCGUCCUCUUCGUGCUGCCUUCCCAAGUCUUCCUCCACGGCGGAUGAGCUGAGGCCCGAAGCCCCUUCCUCUUCCUCCUCCUCCACAGCUCAGACAUUAUCCACUGUUGUGAGCAACACUGCGACGAGCACCCCCCCAACCGACGGCUUUGCCAGCAUGGACGUCUCCGACUUCCUUUCCAUGCAGAGCCCCGAGACGGCGGCCAACCUGGAGGCUCUGCUGCUGGUCGCAGACGAGUUCAACAUGGCCACUGAUGGGAACCCUUAGAGGAGCCGCCCUCCCUCACAUCUUCAUCAGUUCCACCAACCACUCUCCGAAGCAAUGCUUUUCAUUUCCUCCCGUAUGCCGUGCAUCGAGAAUAUAUCCACGCGUAUAACUUUUUCGUUUUGCAGUAGCACAGUCUUCAAGAACAGAAAUUAAUCAUUUAGAUUUUGAAGCUUUUAUUGCUGGAAAAAAGGCCAGGAAGUCUUUUUGAUUUGUAUAUAUAUUUACGUAAAUAUAUAAAUUUAUGGAGUUUAAAACAACUGUUGUCAAAGCACUGAUAACCGGUACUGUAUUGCAGGUCUUAGCAGAGGCUUAGUUUGUAUGCAAUUACCCAGAAUGCACUGUAACUUGGUGACUUUAACCAAACACGGCUUAAAGUGCAUCGUCUCUCACAUGCAGUUUGAGGUAUUUUUUACUGGUUCAGACCAUGUGAUCGUUCUUUUCUACGUCUUUUAACGUGUCAGGAAAAGAGUAGGACAGUUAAUGUGCUUCUAACUCAAGAAAAAUGUAUGCUAAUUUAUUUAAACGCUUAGCUGAUCUAUUCGACUGAUAAAUAGAGAAAUAAUUUAAUAUAUUGUUGGUAUAGCUAGUAUUUUUUGUUUUGUUACUGAAUUGUUUUCCCCUUAACACGCAUUGCUAAAAGCAAGUUUGAGAAAACAGGCACAGCGAAUCAAACGAUCCGGUUUGUUCGCCAUUCCGUCAACAUCCCGCAGUUUUUGGGGUCGUGAUCCUCUCAGGGAUGCAUCGAGUCAUAACUGAUCCCAGAUCUUCUCAUGUGUUACCCAAACUCAUCAGCCCUACGUUCUGCUGCACUCUUCCCGUCUAUUGCACACUGAACCCCCCCCCUCCCCGCCCGACAGCUUGUGAGCCGAGGUGCAGCACCACUACAGACUUUGAAUCACAACUGCUGUAAAGUAGCAUCUGUCCUGGAGACCGUGUAAAUAUGGAGUUCUAUUGUAAAACAUCUUUGAGAAAUGUAUAGAUAAUUCUAGUAAUUGUAUUUUUGUAAAGAUUUUUUGAAUUAUUAACUCAGAGUUUAUGCGUGUCUUCUGUAUGUUUUUUUUGUCACAUCAACAGUUUCUGCCGUUUGCUUCAAACGAGCUUUUGUACAGUUUACAUUUGAAAGUGUAUAUGACGUGAUCUGCUACGUUAAUUUAAAUUUUCUUUUGUGUGGGACUCAAUGCAAUCGCAGCAGAGAAGGCAUUAUCUCCUGUCAGUACGAGUGAAGCCACUCGGCCUUACGUCAUCAACUGUUCUUUGAACCUCCUUGCCUUGACCAGUUCUCCCUUAGACAACACACCAAUGCCCAUUACCCAGACCCAAGUGAUCUCAGGAGCGGAUCUCAGACAGAAAAUCAUGCAUUUUGCUAAAAAGAAACUACAGAAUAAAGGAUUGUGGUUCUAUGAUUCCAGAAUUUAUGGCCUAGAAAAUCGAGUUUGAUCAUUUUUAGUCAAAACCACUUCAAAAGGAGGCACACCUCGACAUUCAUACACGAUUGUGUAGAAAACUAUGCAAGUUGGAGUGAUUCCUCAAAAGGUUUUUUUGUGAAUCUGGACUGAAACUGUAUCAAGUGCUACUUCCAUAAAACAUUGCGCCAUAUUUGUCCUUUUCCACAGUUUUUGCCUCCAAGGUGGUAACGGGUUCAAAUAAACCAGUUUUUGUUGUUUUUGUGA